This is a messenger RNA of Solanum pennellii, 1712 nucleotides long. RefSeq lists its product as uncharacterized. Lineage: Eukaryota; Viridiplantae; Streptophyta; Magnoliopsida; Solanales; Solanaceae. The transcript is spliced from 3 exons. The record is from RefSeq and is a predicted model, not a curated record. The coding region runs from base 780 to 1370 and encodes 196 amino acids.
UCUCAAACUUUUGUAAUGGCAAGUAUUGUUGUGCUGUGCUUCUCACGCUAAGAUUCUACUGGUUAAAUUCAAAUUUAGGUAACUACAUAUCAAAUCCCAUGUGGUGAAGAAAUUCAUGUUGGAUAGGUAAAUGGUUAGAUUUCGGAAGAAACAAUAUGUACUUGUAGUAGAUGACCUUUGGUUAGUCAAGGUAUUAUGCUUCAACAAAUAUUUCGGAUAUAUUAAAAAGAAAAGCAGUACAUCAAAUUUGUUACAGAUAUAAUAGUCCAUGCAGCAGUGUCCAGCAAUAUUAUAUAUUAGUCCAUGUACAUGACUACACAGUCUAGUCAAAUAAAAGUUUCUGGACAAGGGUGACUUGAUAUUUGAAGAGAUAAGAACUCCAUGGUAACCAUAUUAGAAGACAGUCUGUGGGUUUAGUAGUGAAAAAGCUCAGGGUAAGUGUAAGAUCAUGGGGAUAGAGAAACUAGAGAGCUCAACAAACUUGCUUCUCCUUAGUCUUUACUAUGUGACGUAAACUUGCUACUCCCAUCAGUUCUAACUAUAUCAUAUAACCUUGCUACUUCAAUCCUAACUAUGUCACGUACUUCAGCAUUGGAUUCUCCGAUCAGUUUUUGGUUCUUCAUGAAAAUGUUUCAGUUAUCUUUGCAUAUGGAGAAUAUAUGUAAUUUGAAAGAUGUUAAAAGCAGUAUAUUUGAAGGCGAGUAUAAGGUGCUCCUUGGGGCGUCCUGGUGAAAGGUGCAGUAACUUGCCUCAAGGUGUGCGUGUGAAGGGUGCACACUAUGGGGUUGGUAGGACGCCUGGAUUUCCUGCAUUCCUGGCAGCAGGUUAUGCCCCCAACGGUGAAGGGAAAUUAUAUGGCAUCAUAUCAGCUUGGAUUUGCACUCUGCAUCACUUUGGUUCUUGCCACACUUCAGUUAUCGUCUUGCUAUGUCUUGAAGGGUUCUGUUACUUGCCUAGACUGCAGUCAACAUAACGAUCUCUCAGGAAUAAAAGUUUUAGUGAAGUGUAGUCAGGUGAAAAGAUUGACUAUGGCUACAACAGAAGAAGAUGGCUCUUUUGAAACAAAACUUCCUUCUACUCCACCAAACAAAUGCUAUGCCAAGAUCCUUGGAGGUCCUAAUCAGCUCUUUGUUUCAAGAAUUGAAAUAGACCCCAAUAUUGUCAAGUCUCAAGAAGAUGAUAACUCCUACACUAUCUCUAACCCUUUAAAGUUCUACACAAAAUGCCCUUCAUCCAACAAGAAUGCUAAUGGAAAAUGUCAUGAUGAGUUUGGUUCAUCUAAGACUAUUGAUCUACCAGUGCCAAAAGAAUGGGGAAUUGCACCAACUAGCUACUAUGUCCCUGUGCUCCCCAUCAUUGGGAUACCUUAAGUAUGUAUGUAUAUAGUAUUUUAGUGUGUUCUAGCUAUUCUUCUCAUAAUAUUAGAGAAAAUGGCUAGACUAUUUAUUAGUUUACGAAAGUACCCUCGUAUUUGUCUAUUUAUGUCAUGAUUGAUUAUGUUGUUGGGAAGAAAGGUCUUAGAUAUAUCUUUAUGAGAUCGAUGUUAUUAUAUAUGAUAUUAAAUAUAUAAACAUAUGUCUAUUUAUGUUAAUAUAGGUUUGGCUGUAGAGUAUUGUGUAAUUAAUGAUCAUGUUUAGUACUAUCUUAGCAAAAAGUGGUUGUAUAUGUGUAAGUGUCGCAACUUAAUUAAUGUUUGAUAUUAUUGUUGCUAA